Messenger RNA from Teleopsis dalmanni, 1858 nucleotides. It is a transcript of the gene CSN1b, whose product is annotated as COP9 signalosome complex subunit 1b. The coding region runs from base 175 to 1791 and encodes 538 amino acids. Gene Ontology annotation, cellular component: COP9 signalosome. The transcript is spliced from 4 exons. The record is from RefSeq and is a predicted model, not a curated record. Lineage: Eukaryota; Metazoa; Arthropoda; Insecta; Diptera; Diopsidae.
CUAUAAAAAAGUUUUUUGCGCACAGCUUCUCAUUUAAGUAUUUCAUAUAAAUCUCUGUAGUUCCACUAUUGUGAAUUUAAAUCUUGACUGUGUUAAAGAAGAUCAAGCGAUAUGGCAUCACUUAGGUUUUGAGACAUCUUCGAAGCAAAUUGGAACGAUACGAAGAAAUGUUAGAUGCGGAAAGUUAAAGUAAAGAAAAAUAUAAUUAAAGACUUUGUAAAAAGUGAAAAUUUAAAUAAGAACACAAAAACCAGCAACGGAGAGGAAAUGCCACUUAUAUCAACACCACUGGCGCUGCUGCAGAAUGCCAUUGAACCGAUGCAAAUUGAUGCACCGCUUGAAGAUAACGACAACAAUGAAGAGCAGCAGCUUAUUGUUGAAAAUCCAAACAUAGACUUGGAAGUUUAUGCAAAUUCAUAUGAGGGUUUAGCGCGUUUAUAUCGUUUAACUUUUGUUGCGGAUGUCUGUCCAACUUUGCGUUUGGAAGCACUUAAAAUGGCCAUCAGCUAUGUGACAAACACUUUCAACGUUACACUGUACCAACUGUUACACAAAAAAUUGAAAGAUUUACAAACGGGUAAUGGGCAGGGUGGUGGUGCUGGUGGGGGUGCUGCUGCAGGUUUACCUGAUGUAGCAGCACCGGCAGCAGUGCAACCAGUAGUCACAGGCAAUGGACAAGAUUUGCCAGUAUUUGAUCCCAGUUGGGUGGAAACUAAAACGAAACAAGCAGCGCUCAAACUAGAGAAACUGGAUUCUGAUCUGAAAAACUACAAAUCGAACUCAAUAAAGGAGAGCAUACGACGAGGUCAUGACGAUUUGGGUGAUCAUUACCUCAGUUGUGGUGAUUUAUCAAACGCAUUGAAAUGUUAUUCACGUGCACGUGAUUAUUGCACCAGCGGCAAGCAUGUGGUGCAAAUGUGUCUGAACGUCAUAAAAGUUUCGCUUUACUUACAGAAUUGGUCGCAUGUCUUAAGCUAUGUUUCCAAAGCAGAAGGAACACCUGAUUUUGCAGAAAGCGGCAAGGACACUAAUCACGCUGUGUUAACUCGUCUCAAAUGUGCUGCUGGUUUGGCCGAGCUGCAGUCUAAGAAAUACAAAGCUGCAGCUGAGUAUUUUCUAGCAGCGAAUUUCGAUCAUUGUGAUUUUCCAGAGAUGAUCUCGACUAAUAAUGUUGCUUACUAUGGCGGUCUCUGUGCGCUGGCUACAUUCAAUCGUCAAGAGCUCAACAAACUCGUGAUAAGUUCCAACUCAUUCAAGCUUUUCCUUGAGCUUGAACCACAAAUACGCGAUAUCAUCAUAAAAUUCUAUGAUUCAAAAUAUGCUGCUUGCCUCAAGUUAUUAGAUGAUAUACGUGACAAUUUAUUACUGGACAUGUAUUUAGCACAACAUGUUAACACGCUAUAUACCAAAAUCAGAAAUCGUGCUUUAAUACAAUACUUCAGUCCGUACCAAUCAGCCGAUAUGCAUAAAAUGGCUGCGGCUUUUAAUCGUUCAGUUGCCGCAUUGGAAAAUGAACUCAUACAGUUAAUUUUGGAUGGUCAAAUCAAGGCACGCAUUGACUCUCACAAGAAAAUAUUGUAUGCUGAGGAUAGAGACGAGCGUUCCAGGUCCUUUGAGUAUGCCAUGAGUAUAGGCAAAGAGUACCAGCGGCGUUCACGAAUGCUUGUGCUACGCUCAGCUAUCAUUAAGAGCCAGAUCCAUGUGAAGAAUCUGCCAAGAGAGCCAGUCAAUCAUGCAACGGAUUUGUGUGUAGCCGCAGGUUCCAGCAGCACAACCACCGUUAGAAACUGAGAGUUCGUUUAACAUUAAAAUUUCACGUUAAAAACAUUUUUAAGAAAAACAAAACAUGAGAAUUUUG